This is a messenger RNA of Alligator sinensis (Chinese alligator), 1927 nucleotides long. RefSeq names its product arrestin domain containing 5 (gene ARRDC5). NCBI's taxonomy places the organism in Eukaryota, Metazoa, Chordata, Crocodylia, Alligatoridae. Gene Ontology annotation, cellular component: cytoplasm. The transcript has 3 exons. The record is from RefSeq and is a predicted model, not a curated record. Gene Ontology annotation, biological process: protein transport. Bases 21 to 992 code for a protein of 323 amino acids.
CGAACCUCUGUUCUUCCCCGAUGUCGGUGGUGAAAUCAAUUGACAUCGUGGUGCCCGAGGAUAAGGUCUAUUUGGCAGGCUCCAGCGUAGAUGGCCAAGUGGUUCUGAGUCUUAACAACACUUUGAUCAACCCUGUAGUGAAGGUAGAGCUGGUAGGAAGAGGUUAUUUGCAGUGGAAUGAAGACGUCGGCGCGGACAAGGAUUACAGCAGGGAUGUUGUCUGCAAUAACAAGGCUGACUACAUCAAUAAGACAAAGACGUUCAAGAUAGAGGGGAACUGGCUGGACUUGGGAACCCACACCUUUGACUUCCACUUCACCUUGUCUACCAGACUCCCCUCCACGUUCACCAGCAGGAUAGGCUAUGUUUCCUACUUCCUCCAAGCCUCCUGCUCCAGUCGUGAGCUCAUCUUAGCUAAGAAGAAGAAGUAUUUACUAGUGCAGGGGACCUCUGGCAUCCGUAAAGACAGGCUACAGUCCAAGGACCCUUUUGUAGUGGAAGUCGACAAGGUCGUAGUUUAUCACUGCUGCUUCCAACAAGGCCGCGUGGUCCUGAGGAUUUCCCUGGUGAAAAACGUAUUCUGCCCCAGUGAGAACAUCACCUUCACCACCGAGAUCGACAACCAGACGGGCAAGUCCAUUAAAAGGGUGGUUUUCACCUUGUACUCCAAUGUCCUCUACACGGGCUUCACCGCUAGGUCAGAGCCACGCACCCUGGAAGACCGAAACGUACUGUUAAGGCUGGAGCCCAGGAUGGAAGCUAUGCCCUUUGAGGUCACCAGGAUCACCAACAUAAUGGCCCUGCCCAGUCUGCUACCUGUCAGCUGCGUGUCCUUGGCCAACAAGAUCAUGGAAAUCCGCUAUGAGCUGGUGGGAACCCUUUACCUUCCCUGGUCCAUGUCCAGUGUUGUGGCUAGAGUGCCCGUCCUCAUAGGAACCAUCCCCACGGCCGAUCCCGAGGAGUCAGGCAGUGGCGCUCAUCCGAACCCAUAGCAAGGAGACAACACGCGAGGAGCCAGGAGCCGGUGUGCUGAGGUCCAGACAAUAAAGAUUUGCUGCAAACAUGCUCAUGCCAACUGUCUACUUUCACAACAGGGCUUUGCACAGCAAUGCUCUGGAUUCAGCAGGGGUGCCAGGACCAGGCCAAAACUGAGUAGGAGUAGCUGGACCCUAGGAGAAGGGUGAUAACAUAGAGACCCCGUGCCCUCCCCAGCACAGAAAGGCAGGCAGUUCUACUUAGAGCAGAAAACCAGUCACUAGACCUGAGUUUUAAGGGCUGCUGACAUUAUUGCUUGGCUUGUCUGUGCCUCGGUUUCCCCAGAAACAAUGCAAGAAGCAGGAGCACAGGUUGAGCCCGCCCCCCUCCCCAAUCUUACAUCAUAGCUGGCUUGGGCAGAAUCAUAGAAAGUGCGGGUUGGGAGAGACCUCAGGAAGGAGGAAGGGACACCUGGAAAGGAGUGCGACUUGCCCAAUGUCACACAACAGACCUUGCCACAGACCACAGGUGUCCUGUUUCCUAUGUCAUUGCUCUACCUAUUUAGCCCUACUGCCCCUCUUGGUAUUGCUCUUUCCCCUUUCUCAUUGGGCCCCACUGACACUUGACAUAGAUUCAUGUUUGAACAGGCAGGGCGAGGGACCGCGCUGUCUACAACCUGGGGUGGUCCUCGGGGUACCUUGUGUCUUGGUUGUGCCUGGGUUGUUCUGGGCAGGCCAGCAGUGAAGUCUGUUAUCGAGGCUCUGCUCUCACACUGCUGCAGGCAUCUACUCAGCGCCCUUGUCUCACCUGGGCUCUGUCUUCUGUGCCAGGCACAGACCAGAGCCCAGCCAUACCCUUUCCCCACAGUGCUCCCAGACCACUGGUGUUAAAGAGGUCUUGGGGAAAAACCAAGCAUUUCAAACUCUCUAGCUCUGUCCCCACUUACAUUCUG